UAACAAAGGACAUCGAGGAUCAAGUUUUAUCAAGGAUACACAUUUGGAACAAAGGAUUCGAGAAUCUGUUCGAAUUCUUAACGUACAUGUGUCGUCAUCUGACGUGCAAUUAAUUUAAUUCAAUUUUUUUUAUUCUGACGAAUUGGAUAAAAAAAAAUUAUUUGAUGUUAACUUUUUUUUUAAAUCAAAGUCUGACGAUAACUUUUUUUUUUUUUUUUGUUUUUUAUAAACUAAAUGAUAUAUAUUGUAGAAGUAUAAUUUUAGGUUAAAAACUCUUCAAAUAUACACUAGGUGACGACAAAACCAGACACGUAAAUUUUGCCGGUAAUUAUUGUUAACAAUAAUUAUAAUAAACAAUUGAAAUAAAAUGGAGGAAAAAAAUUCAAAUGAAGAACCGGGGGAAAAAAAUGAAGUACAAUUCAGUCAUGAAGAACUGGUAAAAUUGACUCAAGAAGCAAUUGAUAAAAUAAUUGAAAGUGAUCCACUUUUUUCUGGACUACCUUCGGACGUAACUGUUGAAGAAUUAAAAUCUCAGACAGCAGUCGCUCAAGGACAAGCUAUCACAUUGUAUUUAAAUCGGGGUGAAUUACCUCGUUUAUCUAUUGUGGUUUCUCCAAACAACACCACAGUACUAGAUUUGAAAAAAGCAAUAAGAAGACAGACAACGCUGGCCCUUCACCGAGAAAGGGUACAGAAGAAAAUAAGCUGGAAACACGUGUGGAAGAAAUAUGACUUGUGCUUCGGUGGAAUUUCCUUAAAUAACGACAAAGAAAAUAUCAAAAAUUACGGUGUCACUAAUAAAGUAGAACUACACUACGUGAAAAAACGCAGAGAAAAAAAUAAAGUAUAUAAAAGUUAAUACAUAGUAAAUAAUUAAAUUAACAUUUCCAUUGUAUUUAUAAUACUUAAUAUAUAUGUAUACAUAGAUCUAUAACUUUAACUUAUUGUGUUAAAUAAAUCUAAAUUAAUUUUUA
This is a messenger RNA of Microplitis demolitor, 974 nucleotides long. RefSeq names its product U11/U12 small nuclear ribonucleoprotein 25 kDa protein. The coding region runs from base 368 to 859 and encodes 163 amino acids. Gene Ontology annotation, cellular component: U12-type spliceosomal complex. The transcript has 2 exons. Lineage: Eukaryota; Metazoa; Arthropoda; Insecta; Hymenoptera; Braconidae. The record is from RefSeq and is a predicted model, not a curated record. Gene Ontology annotation, biological process: mRNA splicing, via spliceosome.